Messenger RNA from Zootermopsis nevadensis, 2418 nucleotides. RefSeq lists its product as uncharacterized. Gene Ontology annotation, cellular component: nucleus. The record is from RefSeq and is a predicted model, not a curated record. NCBI's taxonomy places the organism in Eukaryota, Metazoa, Arthropoda, Insecta, Blattodea, Termopsidae. Gene Ontology annotation, molecular function: DNA-binding transcription factor activity, RNA polymerase II-specific; zinc ion binding. Gene Ontology annotation, biological process: regulation of transcription by RNA polymerase II.
UUGAGUUUCAGCUUCAAUGAAAUUCUGAAGCUGUGGGUCAACUGAAGCAGCUGAACUCUUGUCUAAACUCAUACUUUGUUGAAAAUACCGUAAUUUGCAAGUCACUCGCUAAACAUUAAAUAUUAUACGUGCAAACACACUGCAGCUUAGUCAGCAAGAGCAAGUAAUCACAGAUCAUCAACGCGGUUGUUUGCCAACCUGCUGCAAAGAUUAUCAACAAGAAGAAAAUUCCCACAGUGGAAAUUUUUUUAUUUUCUAGUGAAGGACUGGAUACAACACGGGUGUGAUUAUAUUCUUAUCGUAAAUGUUUUUUAAGAUACGUUAAAAUGCAUACAUACACAUUCCAUUUUCACAAAGUUCUACAAAAAUUGUUUCAGGUUCAUAGGUUAGGUUUUAUAGUUGUUGGCUAAACUGGGAUACGUGGGGUGUAUUUGUCGCUUUUGUUUAUAAAUGUCUGGAUAAAAAUGUCUGAGUUUUGUAAAUAUUCAAUUAUUUAGAAAUAAGCACCCAUAAAUUAACAAUACGACCGUGAAUAAUGUGCAUUGUACAUAAUGUGCAGAAAAGGUGUCGUCUGUGUUUGUCAGAUAGUGGCGAAAAUUUGUCAAUAUUUGAUCAACAGUUUUGUGAAGGAAUUCCCUUGUCACUGAAAAUUAUGGUUUGUGUAUCUCUAACGGUGACACCUGAAGAUUUUCUGCCUAAACUUAUCUGUGCUCAUUGUAUGAAUUUGGUCAGUCGAUUUUACGAGUUCAGAGAGACGUGUAUGAACACACACAUGACAUUGAUGCAGUGCACAGCCAGUAAGGACAAUUCACAAAUUACAUCCACAUCUGAGGUUCCAGAACAAGAUGAGGAGAAAGAGACUCUGGGUAUUCUUGAAGUGGCAGCAGUUCAAGGGGUGCUGCCAGAGGAUGAUAAAAGUGUUAUUGAAUUGAACUGCUUGGAAGAAUUGCAGUUUGCUGAUGAUUCUGUGGAAACAGUGACUGUAAUUUGUGGUGAGUUUCAAGAAGUCAUUGAUGCAGUUGACACAGGUAGUACACAGGAGGACAGUGGUGGAAACAGUGAAGAGGUGAAUGUACAUGAUGAAGAGCAAGGCCUGAUACUACAUAUAUCAUCAAGUAAAGAAUCAAAUGGUAUGUCCACAGUCAAGAAAGAAGGAACAGACAGUGACAGACUGUUGGAAAUUGGCACAGACCUUGAGGUGGGUUGCCUUGUGGAGUUAGAGAAACUGUCUGGGACAACAUACACUCUGAAACCUUUUAAAAGUGAAGGACCUGAUCAGUUGACGUCUGCAAUGUCAGGUCUGCGGCGACGAUACAAGUGCACAGGAUGCAUCAGGGUGUUCUCUACACUCAGUUCUCUGGACAAACACUGGGACACCUGUCAGCAAGAAGCGAACACUAAACGUGAACAGGAGCCAGGUGAUGUAGAUGCAACUAAGGAAGUACAAGAGCCAGAUGUGAAAAUUGAAGAGUGCUCAGAAUCUGAAAAGUCAUCUCAGAAACAAAAACGUGUUCGGUGGGGAGCGGCAAGGAAGUAUCCCUGUUCAACAUGUGGUAAGGUGUUCAAGAUACCAGCAAUGUUACGCAAUCAUGAGCGAGUUCACACAGGUGAACGACCAUUCCUUUGUAGUUUGUGUUCACGCUCGUUCACGCAGAUGUAUGCCCUUCGUAACCAUGAGCAACAGCACCGUGGAGAGUCUCCCUACCGAUGUGAACAGUGUGGUAAGGGAUUCUUCCGGCCUUCUGACCUUGAGAAACACACACGAUCACACACUGGUGAACGCCCAUUCAUGUGUUCUGUUUGUUCCAAGGCUUUUCAUCAGCUGAGUGGACUUGUGGUGCAUGAACGAAUACAUACAGGUGAACGUCCUUAUACUUGUUCCUUCUGUUCUAUGUCAUUUAACCAGUGGGCAAACAAGCAACGGCAUGAAAAGACACAUGCAGGGGGAUCUAAGCCCUAUUCCUGUGAUGUGUGUCAUAGGAAGUUUUCUGAACGGACAGAGAUGGAGCUCCAUCGUGCGGGGCAUGGUGGUGGGCGUCCACGUGCUUGCCAGUAUUGCUCAAAGUCAUUCAGGAAGCCAUCAGAAUUGAGAGACCAUCUGCGACGAAUUCACACCAAUGAACGUCCAUAUCACUGUGAGCUGUGUUCCAAGGCAUUCUUUGUGGCACAUGAACUGAAGCAGCACUUAAUGGUGCAUACAGGGGAACGGCCAUUCACAUGUUCAUUCUGUCCGCAGACAUUUACACAGAAAGGAAAUCUGAAGAGGCAUCUUGAACGACACCAUCAAGGUGAGGCGGUGGAUCAAGAUGAGGCAACUCUCAUAGUAGAAGAGGUUGAUAUUGAUGACAUGCAGCUUGCUGUGGUGGAAGCAUCAGAAUAGUGGGACCCUCCUGUCAGUAAAUGAAGGUUAUGAGAAGA